AUGCGCUGUAGUCUCUGUUUGUCCCUGACUGUGGCUCCAGCGAACCACACGGUGAUGGAGGAGGUGAUGGAGGAGGUGAUGGAGGAGGUGAUGGAGGAGGUGACAGAGGAGGUGAUGGAGGAGGUGCUGGAGGAGGUGAUGGAGGAGGUGAUGGAGGAGGUGAUGGAGGAGGUGAUGGAGGAGGUGAUGGAGGAGGUGAUGGAGGAGGUGAUAGAGGAGGUGAUGGAGGAAGUGAUGGAGGAGGUGCUGGAGGAGGUGAUGGAGGAGGUGAUGGAGGUGGUGAUGAGGAGGUGA
Knipowitschia caucasica is the source of this 294-nucleotide messenger RNA. NCBI's taxonomy places the organism in Eukaryota, Metazoa, Chordata, Actinopteri, Gobiiformes, Gobiidae. The record is from the annotation of a GenBank genome assembly.